AGGAAAACGAUUCGAAAAUUGGAAAACAUGACGGAUGACAAACCGGACAAGGAUUUCUUGGAUGCGAUUAUUGAUUUUGAUUGGGAUGCACUUGCGGAUUUGAACCGGAAGGCGGCGUCGUUGAUGCGUCUUGCUGUUGGCCUGCCUUUUGCCACUGCUUCUUCAGGACCGUUGUUCACCGUCGGGGACACCGAUGCAACGGACCUCACACUCUCAAAUACCGAUGCGAACGAAAGAACACCGCGGUAUACCUCCGCUCUUGAUGUGGUUGUCCCGCAUUGGGAGAUCACGCUCCUUGCUCCGGCACUUUAUGUCAACAUGCUGAAACGCGGAUUCGGAUUCCGGUCGGGUUUCUGGGGUGAUCUACAAAAGGAUUUGGACGGACUUGAUGAGCACAUGGAUUCCAUCUUCGGGAUGCUUGGGCAGACAUUUCCCAGGUUUCCUGACUUUGAGCGGACCCUCGGCUCAGCGGCAUCCAAUGAGGAGGACGGGCCGAUGAUGUCGAGUUGGUCUACUUCGAGUUCAUCAUCGUCAUCUUUGUCUUCAUCAGAUCAGGAGAGUUCGGAGAAAAGAGUGGUUUCUACAAGCACCUCCACUUCUCGACGGUUGCAGGAAGAUGGUCGUGUACGUGUUUACACCAUGAAGCGCAAGGUGUUCUCGGAUGGUUCAGAGGAAACGGAAGAGAACGACGAGAUUGUCGAUGGAAGGAACGGGAGCAAUGGGAAUGGGGGCGGAGUGACUAGCUGGAGGUUCAACGACGAUGGCAUCUUGUCUCGUACGUCUUGGCCUCCGCGUCAAUAGCUGAUGAAACAUGGUAUAAGGAACGCAAUGAUUGUGAUGAUGUGAGGGACGUUUUUCUUUCUUGGUGCACGGUGU
This is a messenger RNA of Saitoella complicata NRRL Y-17804, 876 nucleotides long. RefSeq lists its product as uncharacterized. The record is from RefSeq and is a predicted model, not a curated record. The coding region runs from base 28 to 801 and encodes 257 amino acids. The transcript has a single exon. NCBI's taxonomy places the organism in Eukaryota, Fungi, Ascomycota, Saitoellomycetes, Saitoellales, Saitoellaceae.